ACAACUCAGGUAAUCAUAAAAAUAUACCUUGUAAUUUUUCCAACACUAAAAUGUGACUAUAAUCUUGUUAAAAUGCGUGCAAACUAAUAAUAAAGGAUAAUUAUUAUAUCAACAAUGCAAUAUAUAAAGAUAUAAUCUAUGAAACCCGGUUACUGAAUGGAAAAGACUUUAGAUUUGUCUUCAUAAAUAAAAAAUCCUCAAGUUACUAAAAUAUCAAUAUGCUAUCGAAACAAACAUUCGGAUUUAACGACGUGUAAUUAACAACGACGAUGUAAAAACAAGAAGGAUAUAAUACACUUUCAAUCUGUACAAGGAUGAAAUAGAAAAUCAAAAACCACUAAACAAAGUUUAAUAUAAACUUCUGUCAGUUAAACUGGCUAUUUCAUUAAAUAAUCAUGAAAAUGGAAACUGUGACAUUAGUCCUAACUACUAAUCUUUUUGACAAACCUUUUAGUAAAACAGAUUCAGGUAAUGUUUAUAAAAUGAGGAUAACUGAUGGUAAACUUAAAGAAAUAGAUGAAUAUUUGAAAGAGUUCGCAUGUGGUAGCAAAAGCGAGAAAUCCAUUCCCAAUCAUAAGAAUGAGUUUUCAGAAUGGACGGUAAAACUCAUCGAAAAACAUCAAGCAAUAUGCAAGAAAAAGGGCGAGAAACAGGAAAAGACUAUCCUAAUUUUACAUUUUUUAAUGAAUUGGUGGAUAAGUAUCACUUCUACGUUUCGUAAUUCAUAUUCCAAGCUAGUGGAAGAAACUAUAUCUCCCAUUCCUACUCCUCAUUAUGAAGAAAUUCCUCUACAAACCCCACGAGAACCAAAUCCAGGUAGGAAAAUUGAAGAAGAAAAAUGCCAUCGUCCAAAACCUUGUAUAGUUAAUUCUUGCCUUUCUAAUUUUGAACGUAAAGAAGAAAAAUCUAAAAAAGUUCAAUUUACAAGCUCACGGCAGAAACAAACAAAAAGUAACGUAAAGACUUUUGAACUUUUAAACUAUGUCCAAGCCAAAGUUAAAACCUCUGAUACAGAAGAACGUUUACCAAAAUGCAACACAAGACAGAAGUCUUCAAAGAAAACGAAAGACUCGAAACAUAAAAAUCCAACACGGUGCAACCCAGCCAAGAAAAUUCUGUAUUCGUCGAAUAGAUCUUGUAAAAUUAAAGUCAAACACAAGCUUUCAUCUAUACUUGCAAGGUUUAAAAAGAAGGAAAGAUACUUUAAAAUGGGGUUCUUCCUAAGAAGUCUAGCAUCAUGGAAGUCACCUGCUUACACCAGGCUUGAUGACCAGCGGAAUGCACAGCAACCUCGAAUCUAGGCCAAAACUUGAAUUUCAUAUUUUUGCUGCGCGUAAGUAAGCGUUCAUAUUGCUAACAUAAUGAUUCAAAGAGAUAUGUGUAAGUAAUUAUUGGAAUUAGACACUAAAUAUAUUUUAUUGCAUAGUUCGUAUACUUUAGAUUCUUUUGAUAUCCAAAAAAUCCCGAUUUCGUCACUCACUCAUGAUCAUCAAAAUUAGUGUACUUCCUAAGUUCUAGAAAGCUUAUAUUUAGUAUGUAUCCUAGUAUUAGUACACAUACAACAACAAAAAUCUACAACUUGUAAUUUUAUACCCAACAAGUUAUCAGAACUCAUGAAGAAGCAUUCCACGGGUUGUCCCGUGCGGACGCAUUUUAUUUCCUGUGUUGCGACUUUUUUUUCGGCGUUUAAAGCAGACAAUUAGUUUUCUGUGCAUAUUUUUGACCAUUAGUCACAGAAAAGGCAACUCUUGUACCUGCAAAUCUUCACA
Molecule: messenger RNA, 1769 nt
Organism: Cydia pomonella (codling moth)
Lineage: Eukaryota; Metazoa; Arthropoda; Insecta; Lepidoptera; Tortricidae
Exons: 2
Coding region: 396-1301 (301 amino acids)
Source: RefSeq, a predicted model, not a curated record